This is a messenger RNA of Nomascus leucogenys (northern white-cheeked gibbon), 1540 nucleotides long. RefSeq names its product dnaJ homolog subfamily B member 6. Gene Ontology annotation, molecular function: protein-folding chaperone binding; protein folding chaperone. The record is from RefSeq and is a predicted model, not a curated record. Gene Ontology annotation, cellular component: cytoplasm; nucleus. Lineage: Eukaryota; Metazoa; Chordata; Mammalia; Primates; Hylobatidae.
UAUGGGAGAAAGGAGAGAAAGGAAAGCGCGAGGAGGCGCCGCCACUACCAGAGCAGCAGUCCUGGAGCUGUGAGGAGAUUCGGGCGGUCACCCUGCCUCCCCUGCGUCCCGCCACCUGCCGCUUCCGUCCUUCUGACCCAUUCCAACAAUCUCUUAAAACAUGGUGGAUUACUAUGAAGUUCUAGGCGUGCAGAGACAUGCCUCACCUGAGGAUAUUAAAAAGGCAUAUCUAAAACUGGCACUGAAGUGGCAUCCAGAUAAAAAUCCCGAGAAUAAAGAAGAAGCAGAGAGAAAAUUCAAGCAAGUAGCGGAGGCAUAUGAAAUGCUGUCAGAUGCUAAGAAACGGGACAUCUAUGACAAAUAUGGCAAAGAAGGAUUAAAUGGUGGAGGAGGAGGUGGAAGUCAUUUUGACAGUCCAUUUGAAUUUGGCUUCACAUUCCGUGACCCAGAUGAUGUCUUCAGGGAAUUUUUUGGUGGAAGGGACCCAUUUUCAUUUGACUUCUUUGAAGACCCUUUUGAGGACUUCUUUGGGAAUCGAAGGGGUCCCAGAGGAAGCAGAAGCCGAGGGACGGGGUCGUUUUUCUCCGCGUUCAGUGGAUUUCCGUCUUUUGGAAGUGGAUUUUCUUCUUUUGAUACAGGAUUUACUUCAUUUGGGUCACUAGGUCACGGGGGCCUCACUUCAUUCUCUUCCACGUCAUUUGGUGGUAGUGGCAUGGGCAACUUCAAAUCGAUAUCAACUCCAACUAAAAUGGUUAAUGGCAGAAAAAUCACUACAAAGAGAAUUGUCGAGAACGGUCAAGAAAGAGUAGCAGUUGAAGAAGACGGCCAGUUAAAGUCCUUAACAAUAAAUGGUAAGGAGCAGCUGCUGCGCUUGGAUAACAAGUAGUUCAACGCACGCGCUUAACAGAAAUGUUAAACUAUAACAAGCACCAUUUGAGGAUUAACAGGAACAUUUUUUUGAAGAUUUCAAACGAACUCGACUUUCAGUAUAAUUGUACCUAAAGUAUUUAUAAACAGCUCAUCGGAGCCUCUAUUUGUCAUAGACUUUUGAGUUGAUUGUUGGGACCACAUAAUAGGACCAUUUUUUUUUGUCUUUAAAAUUGUUGUAAAUCUCUGUAUGCACUUUGCUUUUUUAUUAAACGUACUCUAAGGUGAGUCUUGACUCUUUAGUGUAGGACAAGAUUGUACACUAACACCAGCAUGGACCUGCUUUUCAUUGUGUCUGAAAUGUGAGCCACGUAGUGUCGGCCUGCUGUGAAGUUAACAUUGCCAGGACGAUUCUUCUACAGAAAUAAUUUCAAUUUUUUUCAGUAUUUAGUAGUGAAAGAUAUUAAUGCAUUAAUGGUAAUACAUUUCUGGUUUAAUAUAAAUUAAGGAUGUUUUCUAGUUGUGCAUGAAUGCUGGCAACUUAGUAAGUUUUGACAAUUGUUUAAAUAUGUAAUGUUAAGCUUAGGUUUAAAACAGUAAAGCUGGUAAACUGGGUCUUUGUCAUUUGCUUAAAAAAAAAAAAAGAAAAUAAAUGCGAAUGUGUUGGUGCAUU